AUGCUGCUCUUCGCCUUCGUUACCUACUACACGGCCACGCUGCUCGCCGAGUGCUACCGCACGGGCGACCCGGAGACGGGGAAGCGCAACUACACCUACAUGGACGCCGUGCGCUCCAACCUCGGCGGCGCGAAAGUCGCAUUCUGCGGAGUGAUCCAGUACGCCAACCUCGUCGGCGUCGCCAUCGGGUACACCAUCGCGUCGUCCAUCAGCAUGAAGGCCAUCAGGAGGGCUGGAUGCUUCCACACCCACGAGCAUGCUGAACCGUGUAGCAGCUCCAGCAUCCCGUACAUGAUCGUCUUUGGCGCCGUGCAGAUCGUCUUCUCGCAGAUACCGGACUUCGAUCAGAUUUCGUGGCUCUCCAUCGUCGCUGCCGUCAUGUCCUUCACCUAUUCUUCCGUCGGACUCUCCCUCGGCAUCGCACAGACCAUCUCUAAUGGUGGGUUCAAGGAAGCCUGA
Molecule: messenger RNA, 459 nt
Organism: Miscanthus lutarioriparius
Lineage: Eukaryota; Viridiplantae; Streptophyta; Magnoliopsida; Poales; Poaceae
Source: the annotation of a GenBank genome assembly